Molecule: messenger RNA, 1641 nt
Organism: Mycena citricolor
Lineage: Eukaryota; Fungi; Basidiomycota; Agaricomycetes; Agaricales; Mycenaceae
Source: the annotation of a GenBank genome assembly
AUGACGGUGCAGGCCAACGCGUCCAAACAACGCGUCGACGCGUCGAUUCAACCAUCCUCUAGUGACAUGUCCUGGAGUGACCAUCUCAGGAAAGCGAAAGCCUACCUGAAAGUUUCAAAACUGGAUGAAGCACUCAACGAACUCGAUCAUGCGGUCGGUGCCGGUGGUGCUGACCAGUCCGCUGUCUACAAUACCCGUUCUUCCGUGUUUCAACGCCAGAAGAAGCACAAGCGUGCCUUGCAGGACGUGAAGAAAGCCAUAAGCCUGGUCCCGGACGAUUGGCAUGGCUACGCGCGCGCAGCCAGCUUACUACAAGAAGUCUGCAAGCCCAAGGAGGCUAUCGCGAUGGCAAAUAUGGCCAUAUCCCGACUCGACCCCACAGACACGCUACGGCUUAGGAAGCUGAAUGAGUUGAAGGACCAAGCAGGGGAAGCUCAGAGACGCAUGGUCUGCCACUUCGACAAACUGCCGGUGGAAAUGAUCACUGUCAUCUUCGACAUGGUACUUGAAACGAAAUGGGGUCGCGUAUUGGACUUGUGGCGGGUAUGCAAACAUUGGCAUGGAAUCGCUCUGGAGACCCCGAGGUACUGGACGACGCUCGCUCUGAGCAAACACCGUCCCGCUCAGCAUGCCCAAAAGUGGCUUGAACGAUCGAAAGGAAGAAUCCGGCGCCUCUCGCUGGACCCCACAUUUUCUUUAACAACCGUGGAACUAAACGGGCUCUCCUGGGCACAUUUGCGAACCUUGACACUGGAUGAGUCGCUGCUUGGGAUCGAACUGGCUAUCGCGCAGGCACAUGCUAUAUCACAACUAGAGGAGCUGCAUGUGGUCAGAAUCGCUCGCAGCUGCGAUGCACUGGUUGCUCUACCGUUGCGGAAACUGGUGCUCUACGAGGCGCUUUUUUCGUGGGAAACACUGUGUGCUAGGACCGGCCUCUCCUCGUUGGAGAUCCGUCUUCCGCGUUCAGUUCUUACGACGCAGCGACUGAUCGAGCUCCUGGAUGCCAAUCAGAAUGAACUCGAACAGCUUGUCCUCGAGCUUAGAAUGGGCGACUCCGCUACAUUCCCAACUGAGCCAGUAAUCGCAUUACCUCGUCUGCGUAAUCUACAACUGAGCGGCUCCAAUUGGAGUCCCAACAUUCUGAGAUUGGGGACCAUGCCAUCUUUGGAGGUCCUCCAGCUCUCUGGUAUUCGGAGACUGGAUCUCAGUCCUUUGAUCACCUUGACACCUCCCCUCUUGAUCCUCAGCAUCACCAGCUGUAUUCUAGCCCGAGGCGAGUUGCAGAAACUCUUGGAGGCGACACCCCUGCUCCAUACGUUACGGCUUACGCGACUGGAGGCCGUCAACGGGAUCCUGGAAUCCUUGGGCCGACGAAGCGAGACAGUGCUCUGCCCUGCCCUGUUGAAUCUGGACGUCUCCCACUGCGCGGACGUCAGAACCGGCCCAAUUAUCACGCUUCUGAAGCUGAGGAACCCGCCCCUCGCAUCGAAUGAUUCGGAUUCGGUCACCAGUCGGAUUCAGACUAUCGCGGCAGACGGAUGUCCGAAGAUCGAAGCCGCGUGUAUUCCCUGGAUCAGUGCGCAAGUCCAGGCGUUCACGUGCAUCUAUCUCGACAAAAAGGCAGCGUCGUGGAAGCGGUAG